AUGCUAUUCUACUGGUGCCUUAUAAAUACUGUGCUCUUAUUUGCAACUACUAAUGGCAAGCCAUGGGAUGCACAAUCUAGUGCGGAUCCAAACUGGUGGAUUGCAUACAAUGCUCAUCGCACUCAAACUCAAGUACAUGCCAAGAAUACUCGUGUAGUCUUCUAUGGCGACUCUUUGACUUUUGCUUGGUACACCACUGGACAAAGUAUCUGGAAUGCUAUGUAUGCUGCGCGAGGCGCCCUCAACUAUGGUAUUGCUGGUGAUUGUACUCAGCAAGUUUUGUGGCGUUUAAGAAACGGCGAAUUAGAUGGUUUACAACAACAACCAAAGUUGUUUGUGCUGAUGAUUGGUACAAAUAAUCUUGCAGGCAGUAGUGUUUGUCAGGCAGCAUCUGCAGAUGAAACGGCUGUUGGGAUCCAAACGAUAGUUCAAGAAGUUCGGAGACGUUUACCACAAACAAAAAUACUUCUGUUAGGUAUUUUACCUCGAGCUCAAGGAUUGUAUGCUGACUCCAUAGCGAGAGUUAACCUUGAUUUAAUGAAUUUGGUCGAUAAUAACUGGAUUCACUAUAUGAAUAUGAUUUCACAAUUUCAAAUUUCGCAUACACAGCAGAAAUUGGAGUUAUAUGAUCCAACGGAUCCCAGUCAUACUCAUCUCAAUUUAGCUGGAUAUCAAGUUUGGUAUCAAACAAUGGAACCAUUGUUUAAUCAGCUAAUUAAUUGA
Messenger RNA from Adineta ricciae, 723 nucleotides. NCBI's taxonomy places the organism in Eukaryota, Metazoa, Rotifera, Eurotatoria, Adinetida, Adinetidae. The record is from the annotation of a GenBank genome assembly.